Messenger RNA from Somion occarium, 833 nucleotides. Lineage: Eukaryota; Fungi; Basidiomycota; Agaricomycetes; Polyporales; Cerrenaceae. The record is from the annotation of a GenBank genome assembly.
AAUAUUCAACGUUGCACCCAACAUGCCGGCGACUGGAAUUCGUGUGAACCUUUUAAAGGACUCUGAAUGCCAUUCUCUUCUAACGGCGAUUCAGUCCACUAACGAAGCCCGUCUGCGCGAAGUCCUCGCAGAUUUCGUAUUUUCAGACAAUGCUCUGGCACCAGCUAUUAGUCGUGCACUAUUCGAAGCUUUGGUAACCACCCGCGAAAACCAAGGGAACGUAGAAGCAGGCGGGAGUAAUAUCUCUCAAAAACGACAACUCAUCGCACGGUGGGAGGUCUGUGCCAGAUGUGGCGUAGAGUAUGAUGCCGGAGAAGAACACGAGGAAGAUGAAUGCAACUACCACUCAGGCGAGCUCAUAGUGAACGAAGAAGAAUUCGUAGACUGGGACGAAGACUGUCACGGACCGAUGAAUACCAAACAGAACAGGAAGGAUUUUCCCGAGAACUUUAUCUGGACCUGUUGCGACGAGGAUGGAAGGAGUGACGGUUGUGAGAGUGGCGAACAUCAGGCCGGCGGUCGAAAGGCGAAGAGAAAACGGACCGAGUGAAAUUGGGGGACGGUGAGAGUGUGUGCUGUUGAUCGACAUCCCAUACUGUUCCGCUAUUUGCUGAGAAGGGAGCAAAGAUCCUGGAGAAUCAAAUGAAUGAUGCAACGUCUUCUUGCUUCGGGUCUCAGGCGGGUAGGAGAAUGUAAGGGACAGGUAUGACUGCAAUCCCGGAUUUGUUACUUGUUAGAGACUACUUGUGACGACAGUUGACUCGAUGGCAUGUGGAUAUAGAUGCGCCGAAUAUAUACUAGAUAUGCAAUUGGAUGUCAUUGGUAGGGAUGUA